Eublepharis macularius is the source of this 1561-nucleotide messenger RNA. RefSeq names its product mitochondrial rRNA methyltransferase 1 (gene MRM1). The transcript has 6 exons. Gene Ontology annotation, cellular component: mitochondrion. The record is from RefSeq and is a predicted model, not a curated record. Gene Ontology annotation, molecular function: RNA binding; RNA methyltransferase activity. NCBI's taxonomy places the organism in Eukaryota, Metazoa, Chordata, Lepidosauria, Squamata, Eublepharidae. Gene Ontology annotation, biological process: rRNA methylation. Bases 49 to 1248 code for a protein of 399 amino acids.
UGGUGCACGUGGGUGGCAAGGCUGAGACGAAGAGACGCCAGACCCUCAAUGGAGUCCUUCCAGCCCUUUAAAUUUUGCUUCCGGAGUGCUGUGAGACGGAGGCUUGCUACUGGUCGCAGCCCCUCUUCCCAGGCCGCCCGCGGUUUCUCAGUAUGGGAGGAACAGCCGCUGCCAGAAAACGGGUCCCCCAGCAGGGCUGGCCACAAAGAAGUUUCUCGCCUGCGCUCUGACUCUCAUCUGGAUGGGGCCGAAAAUGGGGAAGCUGACCAGCCAAACAUAAAACCAUUGCUAGCUGGCAAACCCAACAGAGACCGCAUGCGUCAGAUUCGGUACGCUGACCGUCGGAAGCUGCCUGCCAAAAGUGCACCCGCCAGUGGGGAGGAAUUCUGGAACCUGAGAAAUGACGACUUCUCCAAAAAGAAGGGACAAUCACAGCAAAAAUCUUUGUCUGUUGUAAGGACGAAAGGCUCAGAGUUCUUGUUUGGGAUUGCACCCUGCUCCUUAGCACUGGCAAGGUCUAAGAGGGACUUCUUCAGGCUCUUCCUCAAGUCCGGCAGCACCAGCUCCCGGCCUGUGAUGGAGGAAUUCUCCCGGCAAGCUGAGGCCCGUGGGAUCCCUGUGCAACUGGUUCCACAAAAGGUCCUGAAUGGCCUUUGUAAGGGAGGGGUCCACCAGGGUGUUUGCCUGGAGGCCACUCCCCUUCACCCCAUUCUGUGGCAGCAAGAGCUUGAGGGAGCUGCCAGUGAGGGGUCUCAGCUCCUCUGGCUGGCCUUGGAAGAAAUAUUAGACCCCAUGAACCUGGGGGCAGUUCUGCGGUCUGCUCAUUUUUUGGGUGUCGAUGGGAUCGUGAUGAGUCAAAGGAACAGUUGCCCUCUGACACCUGUCGUCAGCAAAGCUAGCGCUGGGGCCAUGGAAGUCUUGGAUGUGUUUGGCACGGACAAUCUCCAGAGCUUUCUCCAGGCAAAAUCUGAACAAGGUUGGGAUAUCGUUGGGACAGUUGGCCACUGCGAAACCCAGAAUGACAUCCCCGUUGAGAGCUGCUUAGAUUUCCACUGGAUGAAGCCCACCGUCUUGUUACUAGGGAAUGAAGGAUAUGGACUUUCCCCGGAGACGAGGAGCUUGUGCCGAAGAAUGCUAAGCAUCUUCCCGGGGAGAGCACUGCCCCCUGGGAUCGAAUCGCUAAAUGUGUCUGUUGCGGCUGGGAUUCUGUUGCACUCCCUAUGCAGUCAAAGAAUUAAAGCUACUUGAAGCUUUCAUUUCUUCUGACUGGAGAAAAACAGUAACAUGUCCUUGAAGAUGCUUCCCCCAGCAGGGAAUCUCCAUCAAGAUACAUACUAGGCAAGAAAGGGUUCUAGUCUUUGGGAAGCUGGAUAAUUCCUUGAAGUUGAGCAGUGUAACAACCAUGCUAGAUGCAGUGGACUUCCUUGAAGACUUUGGUUAUGCGAGAAGCACGGCUCUCCCUCUGGCACACGCCCACUGAAGAGAACUUUAUCUACAAAUCCAGAAUCUGCUUCUACAAAGUUGCCUCAGGGCUCUGCCGUCCUUCGUCCAAGAGUGCUUA